Paramecium sonneborni is the source of this 488-nucleotide messenger RNA. Lineage: Eukaryota; Ciliophora; Oligohymenophorea; Peniculida; Parameciidae. The record is from the annotation of a GenBank genome assembly.
AUGAUAAAAAAAACAUUUUUUGGUAUUUCCUUAAAAGACAAACAAAAAUUCACAUUCAAAGAAUAAAAUGGUUUACUCUGUUAUACAUUUACUUAAAUAGUUUUAGAUGGCAAAGGAGAAGCAAAAGUUUAUGGACUUACUGACAAUAAAAAAAUUUUGAUUGCUUCUCUGAAGGCAAAACAAAAUUAAUGCAAAUGCAAAUUUAUUAUGGAUGAAAAUAACUUUAGAAAUUUAAUAUGCAUUGGUGAUGAGUCUACUUAUGUUCAUGUAAUAGGAUAUAAGUUAGAAAAUAAGAAUUAAGAAAUAUAAGAAAUAUGUUAAGAAGAAGAUUUGGCAUUCAAAGAUGAAUUUAGAGCACUACAACCUUUAGAAGAAAGGGAAUUAGAUUCUGAUGAAGUUUUAUUGCUUUCUAAGUAAGAACAAAAAGAAUAUAAAAAAAAAUAAAAAUAGAAACAAUUAAAUCAAAAAUAUUGAAAAAAUAGAGUUGU